UAAUGGAAUAACACAAACAUAUUUUGAAUGAACAAGAUGAUCAUCUUAAUGAAAUAGCUGAUAUUGCAAAUAGAUUACACCAUGCUGCUAUCAAUAUUAAUGUUGAAAUUGAUGAUCAAGGAAAGUAUGUUUAUUUUUUUUAUUAUUUUAAGUAAAAUUAAACAAUUAGAUGUAGAAAUGGAUAAAACUUAAAAGAAGAUGAAUUUUGUAUAAAAAAAAUUAGGAGACUUACUAAAAACUAAUGGUAAAAAUUUGUAAAUAUUAAAUUCUAGAUUAAAGUUAGAUCUGUACAAUUCUUAUACUUUUUGGGACGCUUUGUGCAUUAAUUUUCCUCUUGAUUUAUACCUGAU
Molecule: messenger RNA, 350 nt
Organism: Paramecium pentaurelia
Lineage: Eukaryota; Ciliophora; Oligohymenophorea; Peniculida; Parameciidae
Source: the annotation of a GenBank genome assembly